AUGGUCGGACCUCAUGCAGGCAAGAGAGCUCCUGCAUAUCAACCAUUCCAAUGCCCGCAAUGCCUGAACCGGUUUACGCGGCACGAAAACCUCAAACGCCACACUGCUCUCCAUUCUCGUUCCCAGGCUGAGGCCUCAGUCCCCUGCGAGUUAUGUCCAGCUACCUUCUCUCGCCCAGAUUUACGACAUCGCCAUAUGAAAAGGAAACAUCCCGAACAUGAGCAUGAAUGGAUCAGCAAAAGCACAAGACGCAGGUCUCCAACACAUGAUAAUGAUGCAUGGGCUACGGUAGAUGAAAGAGUGAACUCCUCAUCACCUCCAGAUGCCCAGGAGGAUUGCUUUUUCAGUGACAGGGGGAAUAAGGUAGAUUUGGGAAAAGAAAAAGUGACCUGGGAAGUACGCCGGCAAUCUCAGACCGACUUUGGCCAUCCCAUAGAGAGAACAAACAACUAUGUCGAUACAACAACAAAGACUGGACAGAUCCCUCUUGGAUCUAUCAUGGAUGACAUGAACUCCAUUGAUAGGAUCGUACAGGAUGCGACGGAUCUAGAACGGAGCCUCUUGCUGGAAACAUCCCUGUUCACAUCUGGGGGCCCGACCACAACCUUGCACCCAGAGGACAUUUGUCCUUCAACAUCAUAUGGCCCUAGUUUGGCUAAUCUCAACAUGAAUUCAAAAAUUCCUGACACGCUGCUGUUAAGUGCCGUUACUCCACCCCGUGAGGAUUGGUCUCCAUCUGCAUUGCAGAUCAACCAUGGUUGUGAUCUGUUUUUCCGCCAUGUCUCCCCUUUCGUCCCCUUCAUUCAUCAUCCCACAUUCGACACAAACUCCGCCCCUCACAAUUUGCUUGUCAGUAUGCUAUCUAUCUCCUACCAUUAUGGCGAGGAUCCAGAAUGUGUUGGGCAAGAAGGUUCGGGGGUGGACUUAUCACGACGAUGCUUUCACAGAGCACGGGGCCUUCUCGCCUUGUCAGAGGACAAUACCCACGCUUUUUCAGAUAAUGUCACCAUGGUGCAGUCAUACUUGCUUCUUCAAAUAUGUGCUAUGAUGUAUCUAUGUGGUAACGACUCUGCAUAUGGGCUCAAAAUGCAUUCGAAUAUGAUUUCCCUAGCUCGCACUAGUGGCAUGAUGCAACCAAUGCCUGCACAAUCAACAGUAACUGAAGAUCUGGAGUCAUUAUGGCGCCAAUUUGUGAAAGCAGAGUCGCAUAAACGGACUUUAUUCGCUCUACACCAAAUCGAUGCGCUGUGGUAUCAAUUUCUUUCUAUUCCCCGCUCCAUUUCCCACCUGGAAAUCAAGCAUGAAUUACCCUCUCCACGAGAGAUUUGGAAUGCGAGUUCUUCGUCAGAGUGGGCACAUAGACGCCUAGUGUCAAACAGCACCGGUCCCUCCGUUCAAUAUGCAGAUGCCGUUCGCCGCUUUCUCUCCCCUGAUGCGGAUAUCAACUCCAUUCCGCCGUUUGAUCCAUAUGGAGCAAUUAACAUUGCCCAAUUCUUGAUUUCAAGCGCCCGCGAAAUAUCCGGCUGGUCGACGAUGACAGGGAUCAUUAGUAUGGAAAGGUUUGGUGCCUUGAGAUCCUCCCUGAUCGCCCUUGGCCCCUUCAUCUGCCCCGAGCGCAAUUCGUCUACUAGCGCCCCAAGCGGAGCAUCCUGGGCUACGUGGCAGACUGCUAUGAUUGAGUUGCAGAUGUGGUCGCCGUCACAUACGGGAGGGAUUAUAGAGGGAAGCAUCGAUGCAUUGUUGACACAAUCGACCUCUCUCGCCCCAACGUUCGACUUUCUCUGCGAUGCCGGCACCGCGAGCUCUAUCCAGCCACAUAUUAACUGGUUUCUUUGCUACCUGGAUGAAAUACCUACACCACAAUCAGAAGCCCCGUGGAUUUUGCUAUACGCUUAUAAGGCCUUUUUGAUUGCUUGGCAACUCGUGCGUGGGAAAAUUCCUGGUGCAAUGUGUGCCGUUGGGGUCGCUGAUGGGGAUGAGCAUGCAGCUCUAGCUUGGGCAAGAAAGGUUUUCGAACGCAGACGGCAGUUGCAGCUUGUAAAGCUUAUAACGUCGUGUCUUGCCAAUCUAAAUAAGCACUGA
This is a messenger RNA of Penicillium macrosclerotiorum, 2082 nucleotides long. RefSeq lists its product as uncharacterized. Gene Ontology annotation, molecular function: RNA polymerase II cis-regulatory region sequence-specific DNA binding; DNA-binding transcription factor activity, RNA polymerase II-specific; zinc ion binding. Gene Ontology annotation, cellular component: chromatin. The coding region runs from base 1 to 2082 and encodes 693 amino acids. The record is from RefSeq and is a predicted model, not a curated record. Gene Ontology annotation, biological process: regulation of transcription by RNA polymerase II; DNA-templated transcription. The transcript has a single exon. NCBI's taxonomy places the organism in Eukaryota, Fungi, Ascomycota, Eurotiomycetes, Eurotiales, Aspergillaceae.